AUGAUAACAAGGCAUCCCAUCAAGGCCCACCACUUCUCUCGCAGGUCUGCUUCGGCUGCCCCUGUUGCAAGAUUUGAUCCUACGAUGCCCACUCAACCGAUUCCCUCUCUCCUUGAUUCAAGUCCAGAUGCAAGAUCGUGGAGAUCACAGCCAGUGUCUUGUUCGCAUAUGGCGCAAAAUGGAAGCCAGGAUAUUUCGGAGGAAGAGGAGGAGUUCGAUGACAGCCCGGAUAGGUCUCGCAGUUGUAUUUUCUAUAGGCAUAGCCCCAGUGACCAGGGCACGCCGCAAAGCCAUACGAGCGAGUUGUUUAGGGAAUCCGCCUCGCGUUUGCAGAACAUGAGCGACCCAAUAAGCGGACCAGAUCCUCGCCUGUUCGGUCCCAUACAGUAUAAUCCCCUAAGUUACUCCGAGGGUUAUGCUUCGCAGUAUUAUUCACCUUCAGCAUACGGCUAUUAUUCAGGGUAUCCAGCAUACCAGUAUCCAACAUUUGCACCAUAUUCUGCAUAUUCGGUUACUCCCACAGCUACCUCGGCAAAUUCGUCAGCUACGGUCAAGCCUGGGUCCUUCAGUCAAAGCUAUCCCAUUGAGGGUGGCUAUAUGCCGGAGUCAACCUUCCCUGCCUACGAUGGGGCUUACGGACGUCCAUACUCUGUGGCACCUUAUCGGAAUUUUCAACUAUAUCCACUUUAUCAAAAUCUACAUUUGGCAACGCAAACUGAGGGACAUGUUGAACAUAUGCCCGCUCAAAUAGGCGCCGCUCACGAUGAUACAAAGAAGAAGCAUGCUGGUCCUUCGCGAAAGUCAAAAACCUCUGCUAAGACGGACGAAGAAAAGAGGCGAGAUAUGAAGGAGGCAGUACUGAAGAAAGUUGAAGAUGAAGCUCGUGUCGAGCCAAGUGCCCAUCAAAGCACAAUUAGUUCAGAAGAGCGGUUGACGCCCCCCGAGUACUCACGAAAGUCAAUACCUUCUUCUAGGCAAAGAACGGAGGAAGAAGAGAUCCGAGAACUUAGGGAUGCAUUUCGAAGACGAAAAGAAGACUAUGACGCUUUCCCAACAUGGAUAAAACAGCAAGAAGCGAUUACAGAUAACGGCAAACGGAAAGAGGGCCUCGAAGCCUUUGUUGACGUUGUUCUUGAGAAGUCUGAGCUAAGUGGUAAACGGGCUGCUUCCCAAGGGCCACCGAGCGAGCCAAGCGAGGCUCGAGAGAAGGAACCAGACGACAUUUUGAGCCCACAGACGCCUGAAAAACGCAUGCGGAAUGGUCAGUUGUCAAUCAUAGGCAGCUCUAAAGUCGAUUCCACCAAUCCUGUGGAUACUAGGCACAAACCGAAGAGCAUGUCCACAGCCGCCGGAAGAGCUCUGAAACCUCCCCCAGGACUUCCAUACCCGCCUUCAAAUGCGCUUUUACCUGAGCUCUUGUCGUCUGGAAGACCCGUUAUGGCUGUUCAAGCGAGGCUGGAAGAGGCAAACAAUUGGUUUCACAGAGAGGACUCGCGCAAGGGAAAACCACUUCAAAUGAAAAUUGAGGGAGUCGCUCGUGAUUACAGUUUCUCAAAAGAUUCUGAGCAGGACUGCAUUAUGGCGAAGCAAGCAACACUACUAUUGGGGGGUGUCAUUGCGAACCUUUUCGAUUAUCUUCAUGAGCGCGACAUGGGACUAUCGGAUCCUGAUCCCUUUACAAAAUUCCGAUAUGUCAAUUCUCGCUAUUGCGACAAAGCCAAUACCGGACGCCGCAGCUACUUUGAGAUUGACCCUCUUAUCAACCGGCGUGCAGUCCAGCCGCGUCGUGCAGAAAAACCGGAGAAGAAGUUUAUUUUGAUACGGCACCGCAGGCCUGAACUGUAG
This is a messenger RNA of Aspergillus ruber CBS 135680, 1845 nucleotides long. RefSeq lists its product as uncharacterized. The transcript is spliced from 2 exons. NCBI's taxonomy places the organism in Eukaryota, Fungi, Ascomycota, Eurotiomycetes, Eurotiales, Aspergillaceae. Bases 1 to 1845 code for a protein of 614 amino acids. The record is from RefSeq and is a predicted model, not a curated record.